Ophidiomyces ophidiicola is the source of this 597-nucleotide messenger RNA. RefSeq lists its product as uncharacterized. Lineage: Eukaryota; Fungi; Ascomycota; Eurotiomycetes; Onygenales; Onygenaceae. Bases 1 to 597 code for a protein of 198 amino acids. The transcript has a single exon. The record is from RefSeq and is a predicted model, not a curated record.
AUGUCCUCAUCACCCUAUCGUACAAUUCGCGCACAGUACACAGAUACCACCAUCACGGUCUACCAGGCAUACUCGUCCGCCAUCGCAUCGCCCGCCCUCCUCGCUGGAAAGUUUGUCCCGCCAUUUAAACGUUCGCGGAUGACCUGGAUCAAGCCGUCGUUUCUCUGGAUGGCCUACCGCUCGGGCUGGGCGUCCAAACCCGGCCAAGAGCGUAUCCUCGCUAUUGAAAUCUCGCGCUCGGGCUUCGAGUGGGCGCUAUGCAACAGUUUCAUCAACCACAACAGCCCCGAUAAAUCGCUCUGUCACGAGCUUGAGCGCAAAAAGCACGAGAGCUGUGUGCGUAUCCAGUGGGAUCCAGAACGGGAUUUUGCGUUCAGACCGCUGCCGUUUAGAUCCAUUCAAGUUGGGCUGGGCGAGAAGGCAGUGGAUCGAUAUGUGGAUGAAUGGAUUGUGUCAAUUCGCGAUGUUACAGACCUAAUGGUCACUAUGGGGCAGCUUGUCCAUGCGGGGAAGAUCGACGAGGCGCGGGAUCUAUUGCCAGUCGAAAAAAUCUAUCCUUUAGAUGAAGAAAUCGCGAAGGCUGCAGGACUGUCAUGA